Messenger RNA from Diorhabda carinulata, 2894 nucleotides. Its product is annotated as juvenile hormone esterase-like. Gene Ontology annotation, molecular function: hydrolase activity. Lineage: Eukaryota; Metazoa; Arthropoda; Insecta; Coleoptera; Chrysomelidae. The transcript has 10 exons. Bases 1230 to 2861 code for a protein of 543 amino acids. The record is from RefSeq and is a predicted model, not a curated record.
AAAAAAUUAAAAAAUUUAUAUAACUAACUACGAAAUUGGUAUCGCCCUAGGUGUUCAAAAUAUCGUGAAUCAAAUAUGAAAUUAGUCGCCAACGUGUGGAUAGGACAGCAGUUCCAAUUUAUACAAUUGAAAUACUUCAGUUGCCUGUCGUAUUCUCUCAAUCAUAUCAUCUCUUGUCGUGAGGUGUAAACGAAACCUAUUAUUUGGGUCCACAUAUAGAAUCUAAGCAAGUUAAAUCUGGAGAUCUCGGUGGCCAAAGAAAUAAACUUCCACGUCCUACCCACCUAUCAGGGUAUGCUAGAUUAAAAAACAAUACAAACAUAUAUGGAAUAAUGUACUAGGCAACCACCAUAUUUCUUAGAAAGUCUAAAUAUAUUUUUCUAAUCAUUUGUUCACCUAGACUCCCAAACCACACAUUUAUAGGCCAACGACCCCGAUGUUGGAUCUCCGGCAUCCACUCGUUUCUGACCAGUAGUGCAUAUUAUGGCGAUUUACUCUACCAUUAUUUUGAAACAUAGCCUCACGAGUCCACAAAAUUCGUGAAAAUAUUUCAGUAUCAUAUUUAAUAGCCAGCUGCAAUAAUCCAGCCUGAUAUCAAAAUCUCGAACAUUCUGACUCUGAUGUAGGAUCAUAUGAUUUGUUUUCAAUCUAAAACUACCACCAUUUACACAUUUCUUAAGAUAUUUUGGAAUGGUAAAAAGAUGUGAACAUGCGGUUUUCACAUAGCCAUAUCAUUUUAAUGUCAAUUUAGUUUACUUCUGAAAUACCCACUCGAAUUUGUCAAGAGAAAUCACAAUAUCUGACAUAUAUGACACAUAGACCUCUAGCGUACACGUUGCUGAUUAAAUUGCUAAUAAUUUAUAUAUUUUCUAUUACUGGUCAAAACUUCUGUCAAACAUCAAGUCUAUAAAAAUCGGCUUAGCAGAACCGGACUUACAGGAAUUUUUUUCUUUACCAUGUUCCCACUCUCCCCUAUCUCAUAUUUAAAUAGGAAGACUUAAAUCUCUAUGGAGUUAUUCUGAAUUUUGUAAGUAUAUUUUUCAAUUUUUAAUUACUAUCUUCUCAUCAUUUUUCAAUAACUGAUAAAUUCAGAUUAAUGUCAUUCAUUAACUUUAUCUAUAAGACAAAUUAUUGUUUUCCAAAGUUUAAUCGGAAGUGGCCAAUCGAAACAAUGAUAUAUAAAUGUAUUUUUACAAUUAGAAACCUUAAGUUUUUGUUCAACGUUCAAAAUGACGUUAAUAAAUUUAUUUCAAUUAUUUUUUUUAAUAGCAAUAUUCGUUGAUAUCAAUUAUACGUAUGCUGACGAUACUAUAGUUGAAAUAGAAUCAGGAAAAAUCAGAGGACAUAUUUUGAAAAGUGAAAACGGCAAUGAUUAUUACGCUUUUCAAGAAAUUCCUUACGCAGCUAAACCAAUAGGAGAAAACAGAUUCCAACUUCCUAAACCUCCAGAGCCGUGGUCAGGUAUUUUGGAUACGACGAACAACACAAAAAUCUGUUACCAAUAUACAAAAAAAUACGCAAAUUUGGAAAUUAGCGAAGAUUGUUUGUAUAUUAAUGUAUAUACACCCCAAAAACCAAGUGAUGCUAAAGUUCUACCAGUACUGCUUUGGAUCCAUGGUGGGGGAUUUGUAAAUGAAUCCAGUACAUUUGAAUACUAUGGACCAAAAUACAUUAUGGACCAUCGUGUGGUGGUUGUCACUUUUAAUUAUCGCUUAGGACCUUUUGGAUUCGUUGGUACUGAUGACGGUGUUAUUCCGGCUAAUAUAGGUCUAAAAGAUCAGUUGUUUGCUAUACAAUGGGUUAACAGAAAUAUUAAGGCCUUUAGUGGUAACCCCUAUCAAGUUACCUUAGUUGGAGAAAGUGCUGGAUCGAUCUCAGUUGGGUAUCACCUUUUAGGACCUUGGGUUGACGACAAACAAAUAUUUCACGCCGCCAUAAUGCAAAGUGGAAGUCCAGUUGGUAUUGAAUUGAAAACACAAAACACUACUAAUGAAGCCUACAGGCUUGCACAAGUUCUAGAUCCCACGUUUAACUCCAGCGAUUCGCGCGACAUCUUGAAAUUUCUCCAAAACGCCACCGCUGAAGAUAUUUUACAUUCGGGAGUAACUGGUGCUGCGGUUAUAGAAAAAGACGGACCAUUUUCAUACGAAGGUUUUCCUUCGUUCUUAAACCAAAAUUAUAAAAAAGUUCCUGUUAUAAUAGGAUUCAAUUCGGAGGAAAUGGCGUUUUUAGUUUAUAGUAAAAAUGAAACCCAGUAUGAGAAAUUCGACGCAGAUCCUAGUUUGUUGGUUGAUAAAUUGAUAAACAUGUCUCCCGAAAACCGAACAAUUGCUGGUACUUUAUUAAAACAACUAUACACACAGAACACGAGUUUUGAGGAAAAUUAUGGAGGAUAUAUCAGGUAUAUCAGUGACAAUUCGUUCACUACAGCUACGUGUAAACAAGUUGAGUUAGCUUCCCCCGAGGCUCCCUAUUAUUUAUAUCAAUUUUCUUAUAAAGGUGAAAUAGGAGGGAUGACGUCAAUACUGCCUUUAUUACCACCAAACACUGGUAAUGUAGGCCACGCUGAAGAUUUACAUUAUAUGUGGGACGAUGGUUCGAAUAGCGACCUUAGUCAAUUUCCUGAAGAAGAUGGCGUAAUACUACACCGUUACGUUCAAUUAUGGACAAAUUUCGUUAAAUACUUCGUCCCAACCCCCGAACCCGUUGGUAAUAUCACUUGGUUACCUUCCGAACCAUCGACACUUAGAUAUCUGAAUAUAAAUUCAACUUUCGAGAUGUUGGACCACCCAAGGCAGUACCAACAAGUUAAAGAAAUAUUAGAAACAUACAUGGAACCACCUUACACGGUUUUUAAAUAAGAAAAUCCCGAAAAUAAAUGGUAUAAAAUGCUU